UGGGAUUGCAGGUGCAUGCCACCACCCACUGCGCUCAGCUUGGAGUUGAAGGGACUUUGGAAGAUGUAGAAGUGGCAUUUGUCAGUGCCUAGAUUUAAAUCCCAAUUGCCCUCCAGAGUCCAAAUUCUUAACCAUUACGCUCCAGGGCAAAAGUUUGCAAAGGCUCUGGGACUAUAGAAAGAUGAGCUUUGGGUGGAGGUAGGGGCCAAAUCAGAGGGCCCUGAUAGACGAGAGUGGGGACUCUGCCUGUCAGUCCAGAGCAAUGGGAAGCCGAGGGCAGGUUCUCGCAGGACGGAUAGGCAGUAUUCUUUGAAGAUGCUUGUGGCUGCUGGGUCGAGAGUGGAGUGGAGGGAGGCUGAGAUCGGGGAGGAGGUUGCUGCAAAGAUCCAGGCCAGGAAUGUUGGAAGACUCUGGGCUGGGGGCCAUAGGGGUGGGGAUAAGUGGUUCUAUUUGAUACAUAAUUAGGAAAUCGUGUUUGCUGAACAUCCGCAGAAGGGUAAAAGGAGUUUCUGGGAGAAAGAAAGACAGCGUUGAGAUAGUACGCAGGGUCAUCACCAGGCACCAACGAGGAUAAGGGGUCAAGCUCUGGACAUGGAAGUCACGAGCCUGGCACCGGAUUCGGGGCACGGCCGGGAGCCAGGGCGGAGCUCGUCGCUGCCAAGCUCAGAGUCAGCCCAUCCCCCGCCACCCAGAGCACGUCGGCGCUAGGACCUGGCGACUGCCUUCGACCCAGAGGGCGCCGGUCGAGGCACGCAUGCGCGCUGUUCCGGCAGGCGUUGUCGUGGCGCAGGGGGCGGGACCAGAGGCGGUCACGUGAGGGGCUCUGGGCUACCGGGUCACGUGACCGAGGCACCGAUCAGCUGAUGCCGGAGGGUUUGAAGCCGCGCCGCGAGGGAGCCAGGUCGCAGUGACAGCGGCGGGUGAUCGGACCCAGGCUGCCCCGCGGUACCCGCCUGCGUCGUGCGCGCCCGCCCCAGCAUGACAGACCCGGCGGGUCCGCGCGGCUCAGAGACCGAGCGGCUUCUGACCCCCAACCCCGGGUAUGGGACCCAGGUGGGGCCUUCGCCGGCCCCUCCGACACCCCCGGAAGAGGAAGACCUUCGCCGUCGUCUCAAAUACUUUUUCAUGAGUCCCUGCGACAAGUUUCGAGCCAAGGGCCGCAAGCCCUGCAAGCUGAUGCUGCAGGUGGUCAAGAUCCUGGUGGUCACGGUGCAGGUGAGGACAGCCAAGCGGGGGCCCCAGCCGAAGGCCACCUGUGGCUGCUGUGCUCCUUGGAGAAGAGUCUUAAAGCAGCACUUUGGGAGGCUGAGGCCGGUAAUCACUGGGAGGCAGCACACUAGGCACUCUCACCCCAGUAGCUACUUCCCUAAGGUGGGACAGGGCCCCCCGCCGCGCUGGCACCUGCUGGGUGAGCACUUCCCCUACCAGCUGCAGAGUCAGCACGUGGCAGGCGCUGGCACUUGGGGCCGGAAAGGACCCGAAGACGCCCCUGCCCCUCACCCGAGCCUCCUGCCUAGGCUGGUCAAUGUCACCAUCCACUUCCGACUGAAGACCAUUAACCUCCAGAGCCUCAUCAAUAAUGAGAUCCCGGACUGCUAUACCUUCAGCGUCCUGAUCACGUUUGACAACAAAGCACACAGUGGGCGGAUCCCCAUCAGCCUGGAGACCCAGGCCCACAUCCAGGAGUGUAAGCACCCCAGUGUCUUCCGGCACGGAGACAACAGCUUCCGGCUCCUGUUCGACGUGGUGGUCAUCCUCACUUGCUCCCUGUCCUUCCUCCUCUGCGCCCGCUCGCUCCUUCGAGGCUUCCUGCUGCAGAACGAGUUUGUGGGGUUCAUGUGGCGGCAGCGGAGACGGGUCAUCAGCCUGUGGGAGCGGCUGGAAUUUGUCAAUGGCUGGUACAUCCUGCUGGUCACCAGCGAUGUGCUCACCAUCUCGGGCACCAUCAUGAAGAUUGGCAUCGAGGCCAAGAACUUGGCGAGCUACGACGUCUGCAGCAUCCUCCUGGGCACCUCGACGCUGCUGGUGUGGGUGGGCGUGAUCCGCUACCUGACCUUCUUCCACAACUACAACAUCCUCAUCGCCACACUGCGGGUGGCCCUGCCCAGCGUCAUGCGCUUCUGCUGCUGCGUCGCCGUCAUCUACCUGGGCUACUGCUUCUGUGGCUGGAUCGUGCUGGGACCCUAUCAUGUGAAGUUCCGCUCGCUCUCCAUGGUGUCCGAGUGCCUGUUCUCACUCAUCAACGGGGACGACAUGUUCGUGACGUUCGCCGCCAUGCAGGCUCAGCAGGGCCGCAGCAGCCUGGUGUGGCUCUUCUCCCAGCUCUACCUGUACUCCUUCAUCAGCCUCUUCAUCUACAUGGUGCUCAGCCUCUUCAUCGCGCUCAUCACCGGUGCCUACGACACCAUCAAGCAUCCUGGCGGCGCAGGCGCAGAGGAGAGCGAGCUGCAGGCCUACAUCGCACAGUGCCAGGACAGCCCCACCUCUGGCAAGUUCCGCCGCGGGAGCGGCUCAGCCUGCAGCCUUCUCUGCUGCUGCGGAAGGGACCCCUCGGAGGAGCAUUCGCUGCUGGUGAAUUGAUUCGACCUGACUGCCAUUGGACCAUAGGCCUUGGACUGCGGAGACCCCCGCCCCCCACCCCGCUUAUUUAUUUUUAGGGUUUGCUUUUAAGGAUCGGCUCCCUGUCGCGCCCGAGGAGGGCCUGGACCUUUCGUGUCGGACCUUUGGGGGCGGGGAGACAGGGUGGGGAGGGUGUUGAAUAAAAGGGAAAAUAAAUGUGUCGUUCUCAUUUUUA
Cercocebus atys (sooty mangabey) is the source of this 2794-nucleotide messenger RNA. RefSeq names its product mucolipin 1 (gene MCOLN1). The record is from RefSeq and is a predicted model, not a curated record. Gene Ontology annotation, cellular component: lysosomal membrane; plasma membrane. Lineage: Eukaryota; Metazoa; Chordata; Mammalia; Primates; Cercopithecidae. Gene Ontology annotation, molecular function: NAADP-sensitive calcium-release channel activity.